Emericellopsis cladophorae is the source of this 1809-nucleotide messenger RNA. Its product is annotated as nucleolar protein NOP58-like protein. The transcript is spliced from 3 exons. Gene Ontology annotation, cellular component: box C/D methylation guide snoRNP complex; small-subunit processome. Bases 1 to 1809 code for a protein of 602 amino acids. The record is from RefSeq and is a predicted model, not a curated record. Lineage: Eukaryota; Fungi; Ascomycota; Sordariomycetes; Hypocreales; Bionectriaceae. Gene Ontology annotation, molecular function: snoRNA binding.
AUGUCGCUCUUUGUGCUGGCUGAGACGCCGGCAGGCUAUGGUCUGUUCAAGUCCGCCGACAAGAAGCUGCUCAAAAAUGACAACCUCGCCGAGGAACUCGGGCGUCCCGAGAAGUUGGUCGAGAUGUUGAAACUGAAAAAGUUCGUCAAGUUCGACAGCGCUGCCAUGGCCCUUGAGGAAGCUGCUUCGUUGAAGGAAGGCAAGAUUCCCGAGCUUCUGUCGACCCUCCUCGAGGAUCUCAAGUCCGAGAAGAAGGCUUCUCUCGCCGUCGCCGACAUUAAGCUCGGCACCUCCAUCUCAAACCUUGCCGAUGCCAACAUUACCGCUGUCGCCGGCUCAGAUACCGUUGACCUGUUUCGUGGUGUGCGUGAGCACCUGUCGUCGCUCAUCCCCGGCCUCGAGACCGAGAAUGUCGACCGCAUGGCCCUGGGUCUGUCGCACUCCAUGUCGCGCCACAAGCUCAAGUUCUCCGCCGACAAGGUCGACUCCAUGAUCAUCCAAGCCGUCAAGAUGCUCGACGACAUUGACAAGGAUCUCAAUGUCUACGCUAUGCGCACCAAGGAGUGGUACGGAUGGCACUUCCCCGAGCUUGCCCGCACGUUGAACGACAACGUUGCGUACGCCCGCAUUGUUCUCGCCGCAGGCAUGCGCUCCAACAUUGCCGAGACUGACUUGUCCGAGAUCCUGCCCGAGGAGCUUGAGACUGCCGUCAAGGCUGCCGCGGACAUCAGCAUGGGCACUGACAUCACUGAGGCCGAUCUCGCCAACAUCAAGUCCCUCGCCGAGCAGGUCGUCGACUACUCUCAGUACCGCUCGGAGCUCUCCUCUUACCUGGAGAGCCGCAUGCGCGCCAUUGCGCCCAACCUGACCACCCUCGUUGGCACUUUGGUUGGCGCUCGCCUGAUUGCCCAUGCCGGUUCUCUGAUCAACCUGGCCAAGUCCCCCGGUUCUACAAUCCAGAUUCUCGGCGCCGAGAAGGCUCUUUUCCGCGCUCUCAAGACAAAGCACGAUACACCCAAGUACGGUAUCAUCUACCACUCGUCGCUCAUUGGCCAGGCCACAGGGCGUAACAAGGGCAAGAUUGCACGUAUGCUGGCUGCCAAGACAGCUCUUGGUCUCCGUGUCGAUGCUCUCGACGAGGAGAUCGAUGAGAAGGACGAGGAGGAGCGUACCGCUAUGGGCAUGACCAGCCGUAUCAAGCUCGAGAACCAUCUCCGCAAGCUCGAGGGCAAGGCACCUCUUCCUCGCGGCACCAAUGUUGACCCCUCUGGCAACAUCGCCGCUCCCGGACAGUUCACACUCAAGGAGACUCGCAGGUACAACACCGACGCCGACGGCGUGACAGAGGAAGCCAACGGCGAGACCCCCAAGAAGAGCAAGAAGGACAAGAAGAAGAAGAUUGAGAUUGUCGAAGAGUCUGAUGACGAGAUGGCCGAUGCCAACGGUGCGGACGACAGCGACGACAAUGCAGCUGCCACAACCCCUGCCAAGGGGGCCAAGCUUUCCGAGGCUGACUACGAGCGCUUGGCCGAUGCUGCGGGUCUCUCUGUCAAGAAGUUCAAGCGCAAGUACGAGCGUGGAGACGUGGCCCUGAACGACGACGGUACCCCUCGCGUGUACAGCAAGAAAGAGCUCAAGAAGCUGCGCAAGGCCGAUGAGGGCUCGACACCGUCCAAGGCUGCCGCUGUGGAGACUGUCACUGUCGAGAAGAAGAAGAAGCGCAAGCACGACUCGGACGACGAGGAUGAGGUAGUGGAGAAGAAAGAGAAGAAGCAGAAGAAGAAGAAGCGCCAAUCGACCGAUGCCUAG